Messenger RNA from Mesorhabditis belari, 1113 nucleotides. NCBI's taxonomy places the organism in Eukaryota, Metazoa, Nematoda, Chromadorea, Rhabditida, Rhabditidae. The record is from the annotation of a GenBank genome assembly.
AUGAUCCGGGCAACAGUUCUAGCUGCACUCCUCGUUGGAGCUAACUGCCAGUACGCUGGCGCUGGCGGCUUCGGUGGUGCGCCUCAACAAUCGUUCGGCGGAGCCCCACAAGGGUAUGGAGCUGCUCCUCAACAAUCAUUCGGUGGAGCUCCACAACAAUCGUUUGGAGGAGGCGGCGGUGGAUAUGCCCAACAAGCACCGGCUCCCGUUCAAUCGUACGCCCCACAGGCCCCACAAUUCGCUCCUCAGCCUGCUCCACAGCAAUUCGCUCCUCAGCCUGCUCCUCAGCAAUUCGCUCCUCAGCCUGCUCCUCAGCAAUUCGCUCCUCAGCCUGCUCCUCAGCAAUUCGCUCCUCAGCCUGCUCCUCAGCAAUUCGCUCCUCAGCCUGCUCCUCAGCAAUUCGCUCCUCAGCCUGCUCCUCAGCAAUUCGCUCCUCCACCACCCCCACAAGGAGGAUACGCCCAGCAAGCUCCUUUCGCUCCACCUGCCCCUGGAGGCGGAUAUGCGACUUCGGGAGGAUUUGGAGGUGCCCCACAACAAUCGUUCGGAGGUGCCCCACAACAAUCGUUCGGAGAAGCCCCACAACAAUCGUUCGGAGGUGCCCCAGCUGGAGGAUACGCCCAACAGGCUCCACCACCAGCCUUCGCCCCUCCACCACCCGCUCCAGCUCCAGUGCCCCAAUUCGCGCCUCAGCCAGCUCCCCAAGCCGCUCCAUCGUUCGCCCCACCUGCCCCACCACCACAGCAGUUCGCCCCACCACCAGCCCCCGCCCCGGCUCCACCACCACAGCAGUUUGCUCCUCCACCAGCACCCGCUCCUCAGCCUGUCUACAGCCAACAACCAUCAGUUGCCCCACCUGCCCCCGCUCCAAUUGAGGCUGCCCCACCAGCACCCGCUCCAGCACCCAUCGAGCCCCAGGCACCCGCUCCUCAACAAGAGGUCCAGGCCCAACCCGCCCCAGCUCCCGCCCAGAACUCGUACGGAGAUGAGCCCGUUGCCCCCGAGCCUGCUGCCCCGGCUCCUGCCCCAUCCGGUGGAUACCGUCACCGCAAGAUUGCUCGCGCUCGUGCCGCUCUCACUCACCACAAGAAGAACCGUGCCUCCGGUGCCGCC